This is a messenger RNA of Gordionus sp. m RMFG-2023, 4286 nucleotides long. RefSeq lists its product as uncharacterized. Gene Ontology annotation, molecular function: protein binding. Gene Ontology annotation, biological process: transcription by RNA polymerase III. The coding region runs from base 99 to 4139 and encodes 1346 amino acids. The record is from RefSeq and is a predicted model, not a curated record. NCBI's taxonomy places the organism in Eukaryota, Metazoa, Nematomorpha, Gordioida, Chordodea, Parachordodidae. The transcript is spliced from 21 exons. Gene Ontology annotation, cellular component: transcription factor TFIIIC complex.
UUAAAAAAUUAAAUAAAUGUUUAACAGCUGGCUUUUGUCAUGAUAGAAGCAAUGUUGAUAAAUUAUUGUUUGUAGUUAUUCAUAAAAUAGAUCCAAAUAUGGGAUUUAUGAAGUGGUAUACAAAAUAUCGUGAUUCAUUGCCAAAAAGAAAAUUUAGACAAUCAAACAAAAAUAGAAAGAUUGAAAAAUUGAUACCUACCAAGUUAUCAAAAAAAUCAUCAGGAUAUGAAGACAAAGUAAUGGCAGAGAUCGAAAAAAAACUCCCAUUCACAGAUCAGGAUAUGCCAGAUUUUAUGGGUUCCACCAUCACUCCCGAUAGCUCGAAUGAUGGCACCACAGUUGACAAUACUAUUCAGAAGGAAGUUUCUGGUAUUCUUACCCAAAUAACACCAGACGAAUCAAAAUUAUUCAAUGUUGGUGAGUCUGUCACUGAUAAAAGUGGAAUUUUUUUCCCAUCUAACCACAAAUUAGACACAUAUCCUGUUAAUCACUUCAAUGGCUCAACCAUCAAAGCAGAGCAUGAACAUUUGCUUAAUAUCAAUUCAUGGAAUUCGAAAGAGAACAAAUCGAAUGUAUUAAAGGUUCGAGAAGGCGAAAAAGUUCAUGAGAAUGAUAGGACAGAGAAUAUUUGCAAAGUUUCCAAGAGGCUUAGGACAGAAAAACGGAUGACAAACGAUGUCGAUUUUCUAAACGAGAAAGGGAUCGACGAAGGAAAAGCAAGCUCGACCAUUGUCAAGAGAAAAUACGUUAGAAAAUUAGUCAAAACACCAUUGAACAAUAAAGCCAAUACUGUAGUCCAUGUCGUCGUUCCCCUAAAAAAAUACGCAUUUUCGGAUAAAGUGAAGGAAUUGAUUCAGUACAAAAUAGAAUGCCUGAAAGAGUACGAUUGCUUGAAGUGCUACAAAAACAUAGAACCUGGCGAUGCCAAUCAAUUAUUAGAACAUUUGGAAACCUGUCUACAGUCGCAUCAAAUAGAAAUCUUGUGCAAUCUGUGCCAAUUGAAGUUUUCAAAUAUCGACGAAAAGAUUGACCACCUGAUCUCUCUUCAUAAUGGCCUGGAAUAUACGAUCGACAACUCCUUAAUCAAAAAAUACUGGCGUUUCCUGAACAAAUUCUUGGGACCGUACAAAAAAUUUAACUGUCUGUCAGCUGAUUGUGGUAAAAAUUAUACGAGUUACCCUGGCCUGGCUUACCAUAUCAAAAAUUGUUCCUUUUUGAAUUACGCUUCCAACAACACGCCGAAACAAAUUAUCGAAAUAAGUGAUGAUUUGGAAGAGAGCGGUGUCAGGAAAAGCAAAAUAAAGGCUAAAAGAUUUUUGACCUCUUUACUCAGCAAGGACGACAAUUUCUAUCACGUGGAUUAUGAUAAUAAUGAUAAAGCGUUUAAAAAAGAAGACUCCGAUUUCGAAAUUGAACCGUUCGACUCCCUAGCUGACGCUGGAAAUGAAAGUUCCGAAGAUCUCAGCGGAUCGGAAGUAUCCGUCGACUCCAUAUUGCUCGAUAGAAUAGCCAUCGAAAAAAAGCCAAAACGGGUACACCUCCCGAAGGAAAUAUCCGAUGAUACCAAAUUUUCUCAAUCAUGCGAUUACGAGGCUAGUCUUCCUCCCUGGGUGCCCGAUAUCUCCAAAUGGUAUCCUUUCAAAAACGUGGAGAUAUUGGACCGAUUAUACUCCGCUACAUCUUUACCUUUCCACGUUGUCGGUAUGACGCAAGACGGAAAACAAGAUGCCUACGAACUUCUCGAAGAUACAAUAACUUUGCCCUUACCCUCUGAAGAUAUACUAAAUGGUUUUAAACCUCGUAACGAUGUACCAUCAUUAGAAGAAUUCCGUAUAAAUACUACCCGGUUAAAAUUUGCUCAAAUCUAUAAUGAUCCGACCGACAAUUCCUGGACCCUAUUUUCACACGGCAACGUUACCGCCAUUGAUUGGGCCCCUUACACUUCCAUUUUGUUAAAUAAGCCUGAACGCGGUUUCAAAACCACGAAAUACUAUUUUGCUGUCACCUCGACUCACACCUUCGGCGGGGAUCAUGGCAUAGAUCAUCAUAAGGAUAAAGAUACGUUCGAGGUAUCUAAAAGCGUAAUAUUCAACAAAAAGGACCACACCUCCAAAUAUUCCCAUAACGACGCCAUCUUCUUAAAUCACGAAGUUGAUGGGCCUGUCCAAAAUAAUGAUAAAAAUGGCACAGCCAUUACUCCGUACAAUUCCGUUCAAAUUUGGGGUCUUGAAAUAGUAGAAUCAAUCCCUCAUUCCGACGAGAAUUCGAGUAAGACUAGUCUUUCUACUGUCACUUGCAAAUUCGAAUACGGGCUGUUGAACCAAUGGGGAAUCUUGGACUGUAAAUGGUGCCCGAGUUGGGAAAACUCUGAUUCACCCAACAUUCGCAAUUCAUUUUUAGGACUCUUGGCGCUCACCUGCAAGGAGAACGGGAAUGUUAAGAUUAUACCCUUUCCCUUUCCAGAACAAUUGCUCAAGUCUGACUCUAGUCCGAACCGCCCCUGGUUCGUAACGCUGGAUUUUUACGUCCUCUCCUUGUUUCCGCCUAUAACUCCCGAUAAUCUUGACACCUUGUCCGUGAACCCAAGCACGUUCCUCAAAUCAAAUUGGAAUUUAGACCACCGCCAACAAAGUUCAACAACGAGCAUAAGGAAAUCUAAAGAAAAAAACGAAGAUUUGGAAUACGAGAGUGAGGCAGCUAUGAACCGAUUUUUCCCCCGCACUCUUUAUACGUAUCCAAUUUGCCUGGAUUGGUAUUUGAGUUCCACCAAUUGCUCUCUUGCUGUCGGCUUUUUCGAUGGCACUAUCGCCAUUUGGAACAUAACGGCAUCGAGUAAGCCGGAGUCUAUUCAAAACUACGCUAUAAACCUUGACGUUCUGCUCCCUAACUCUAACCAAACCCAAUUAAAUGACAAGUCAAAGAUCACCAAAAAUGAUAACCAUCAAGAUUGCGACGAAGAAAUCCUCAUUAAUAGUUGCAAGCAUCUCGAAAAAAUUUGUUCCGACAGUAUUAGAACCACCAAAAACUUACUAAGUAUCGUUAAAACCGAAAUAACCACCCAAUGCAUUGUUCCCUCCCGAGUCAUACCUCCAGGUGCUAUUCAUUUUGAUAGCGUCACGGGCGUUAGCUUUUGCUGGUUGAGUUGCCGAAACGAUGAUCGAUACCAUUUAAAACCAAGAUAUCUGGCCUCGGUUGGGCGGGAUCGGGUCUUAGCUAUUUGGGACCUAGGCAAGACUAGCAGCGAUGGUUAUAACCUCGUUCAUUUCAGCAGUUAUUUUAACCUGGCGAUGACCAGCCUAGACAGUGAUUCCUCCUCAUACAAUUCUCAUUGCACGGGUUGCAUAUGGCCGCAUCCCAAAUUCGCCUCCUUAUUCGACAAUUCUAAUAGUGACACCCUCAAUUUUUUGGCCAUAAGUGAUACCAAUGCCCAGUUUAAAACUAGUUGUCAUGUAUUGGAUAACGGGUUUUCCACGCGAGAUCCAAUCAAAAUAGCCCACCUGAACCAUUCCUGCCAUUCAAGCGUUGAUUUCAAUCACAUCGUCAAAUGUUUUUCCAUAUCCACCUUGGGCGGUUAUCUCAUGUUGUUCCCCGGAGACUUGGCUCGUUACAAACAUCUGACGACCGCUAAAAACCCGAUUAAUAAACAAAUAUGCGUAUAUCAAAUCACGGCUAGUCAAAUCUCUCCCAAUUAUACCAGAAAGAAUGGUCGGAAUAAAAGUAAUAAAUCAGACUCCGGUGCUAAACUUACCAUUCAAAUUAACAGCGACACCUUGUACCAUUCCAUGUUAGGACAAAGCAUAGAUGACACGACUCCCCAUGUGGAUGGCACUAAAGAAUCUAACGAAAUGAAUGAUUCUUCUGACAGGAUUGGUUACCUUUUAUUCAACGAUAUAUAUUAUAAUUCAAAAGUCGAUAACAUCACAAAGGUAAAUAAAAUUAGAGAGAAAUUGGGAACCCCGUGCUUCGAGGAUCCAUUUUACGGGGAAAAUUUGUAUGUCAACAAAAUAUCAUUCAAUCCGUUCCCUGCGCAUCACGAUUGGAUCCUAAGUUGUACCGGGGCAGGUUUUGUUAGAAUUCAUAGACUGAACGAACUUCAAAACCGUUUAAAACAAAUGAACAAAAUCAACAGGAAAGGAUAAAAAAAAAGGACAACUAUUUAUUGUUUUAGAGUGCUCUCGUUUAAACAUUAUUAUAAUUCUUAAAAUAUUUUUUUUAACGCGAAUAUCUAAAUUUUAGAUUGAAUCAACGAUUUGUACAGUUUUAUUAUUAUUAUUUCAAUCCAAAAA